Lytechinus variegatus (green sea urchin) is the source of this 862-nucleotide messenger RNA. Its product is annotated as heparan sulfate glucosamine 3-O-sulfotransferase 4-like. The transcript has a single exon. Lineage: Eukaryota; Metazoa; Echinodermata; Echinoidea; Temnopleuroida; Toxopneustidae. Gene Ontology annotation, molecular function: [heparan sulfate]-glucosamine 3-sulfotransferase activity. The coding region runs from base 15 to 644 and encodes 209 amino acids. The record is from RefSeq and is a predicted model, not a curated record.
AUUGCAGAGAUAGUAUGCCGCUGAGUAAACCAGGACAAAUCACCAUCGAAAAGACACCCGGAUACUACAUAACAGAAGAAGCACCUGAACGGAUACACAAGCUAGACAAAAACAUGAAACUCAUCGUCGUCGUACGCGACCCAGUCAUCCGUGCAAUAUCCGACUACGUUCAAUCAGUCGCAACAGGUCGACGAAAAGAGAACGAAUUUGAGAGACUGGCCAUCCCUGAUCCGAAGACGGGGGUCGUCGAUGACAAUUAUUACGCUCUCAUGGUCGGAAGGUACGCGGAUCACUUAGAACGUUGGUUAAAAUUCUUCCCGCUUUCGCAGUUCCUGUUCAUCAGCGGCGACGAGAUGAUUAAGAACCCCGUCCCGCAGCUGAUGAAGCUUCAAAGGUUCCUCAAGAUCGAUACCAUCAUCGAUGAAAGAUACUUUGUGUAUAAUUCCACCAAGGGGUUCUACUGCAUGAAGAAGUCCGUUGAGGACACCACGGCGGACUGUCUCGGGGAUACCAAGGGCCGCGAGCACCCUCACAUUUCACCGUCCGUCAUUCAUAAAGUCUAUAGAUAUUUCAAACCCCACAAUGAGAGGUUCUACUCCAUGAUUGGGCAAAAUUUUCACUGGGGCGAGGAGAAGAGGAGAUAGUACAGGCUGAAUGAAUUGCAUAGAGUAUGAUCAUAGUUUAUAAAUGGUAUGUUGUCGAAGAAUAUAUUGUUCAUGUGGCAAUCUGCAAUGUAUCCUUAGUAUAGUUAACAUUGUAUAUUAGAUAGUAUAUGGCAUAGUGAUAAUGAUAUGUCCAUUUAUACAUGCAGAGCUGCCAACCAGUACGUUUAUUUUUUUUUUUUUACAUUGACAAAAAAUUU